CCGGUUUCAUCGAGUUCCUCAGAGUCUAGGGUUUGUCGUCACAGGCAAAGCGAUUUUACAGGUUUUUCCGGCUCCGACAAUGGCGAUACCACACCCGUACGAUCCAGUAUACUACAACCUUCCGUCCAUUCCUCCACUUGAGUAUGCCGGCUACGAUGAUCCCAACGCCAUUAACACACUCUUCGUUUCUGGUCUACCUGACGACAUCAAGGCCCGUGAGAUCCAUAAUCUAUUCCGCCGUCGGCCUGGUUUUGAUUAUUGCCAACUCAAGUACACCGGCCGUGGAAAUCAGGUUGUUGCAUUUGCAACUUUUGUAAACCAUCCGUCAGCAAUCGCUUGCCUUCACGCUUUGAAUGGUGUUAAGUUUGACCCUCAAACUGGAUCUACUCUGCAUAUUGAACUUGCAAGAUCAAACUCCAGAAGAAAGCGUAAACCAGGACAUGGGGCGUAUGUUGUGAUUGAUAAGAGAUCAACAGCUGCUAAAGAUGGUCAAGAUUCAAGUGAUGAUGGAGAUAGUGAAACUGAAGAACCAUCUGAGGCCAACAAACAUGCUUCCACCAACAAGGAUAACAAGAGUGACGAGGAGACCGCUGUGGAUCCCGACAAUACCGGUGCUGCAGAGAAUGAACAUACAGAAAAUGCAGUUGAUGGAGCAUGUUCGACUUUGUUUAUUGCAAAUUUAGGCCCCAAUUGCACAGAAGAUGAGUUAAAACCUGUUCUUUCUCGAUACCCAGGAUUUAACACACUCAAGGUGCGUAAUAGAGGUGGAAUGCCCGUUGCAUUUGCCGAUUAUGAGGAGGUGGAACAAGCUACCGAGGUCAUGAACGCCCUUCAGGGAAGCACCCUACCAUCAUCGGACCGUGGAGGCAUGCAUAUAGAGUAUGCAAGAUCAAAAAUGAGGAAGCGAUGAGACAUCAAGAGUAUGUCCGCAAAACCUUAGUGUAGAAAAAAAAGGAUAGAUUUGUAGGAGAAAUGCAUGCAAUGUAACUUGCUUUCUGCUCCUGGUUUAUCCCAGAAGGAUUCUGUUAAUGACCUCGAGUGUAAAGUUGUUAUUGUAGCAUAUUGACAACC
Cynara cardunculus var. scolymus (artichoke) is the source of this 1071-nucleotide messenger RNA. RefSeq names its product protein WHI4. NCBI's taxonomy places the organism in Eukaryota, Viridiplantae, Streptophyta, Magnoliopsida, Asterales, Asteraceae. The record is from RefSeq and is a predicted model, not a curated record. The coding region runs from base 80 to 910 and encodes 276 amino acids. The transcript has 10 exons. Gene Ontology annotation, molecular function: mRNA binding.